This is a messenger RNA of Apiotrichum porosum, 1164 nucleotides long. RefSeq lists its product as uncharacterized. Gene Ontology annotation, molecular function: dioxygenase activity. Bases 1 to 1164 code for a protein of 387 amino acids. Lineage: Eukaryota; Fungi; Basidiomycota; Tremellomycetes; Trichosporonales; Trichosporonaceae. The transcript has 4 exons. The record is from RefSeq and is a predicted model, not a curated record.
AUGACCGCUACACCCGCCUUCAACCCUCCGGCCGCCGACCUCCCAGGCAAGCCCUACGUCCGCCCUUGGGUGCCUCCCCCUGUCACCAACGAGAAGCACAAUUUUGCCGAUCUCCACGCCAUUGACCUUUCGCUGAUGGACUCGUCUGAUCCCAACGUCGUCGCCCGGCUUGUGGACACUGUCAAGCAGGCCAUUCGUGACGAUGGUUUCCUGUUCCUUGAGAACUAUGGCAUCUCCCUUGAACAGGCACGUUUAUCACUCCCUUACAUGUACGACAACAUUAGCGAAGAGGACAAGGAACGCCUUCUCUUCCACCCCGACACUGGCCGCUGGGCCGGAUACAAGCACCCGUUCGGGUUUAAGUUCAACUGGUACACGAGGGAAUGGAACAACCUCCAGUAUGUGCCUACCUGCCUUCACCCCUUCAUGGACGAAAUCACAGCCUUUGCCGACUACCUGACGGGGUCUGUCAAUCGCCGCCUGCUCUGCCUCUUCUCUCGUGUCCUCGAGCUUCCGGACGACUACCUCUGGAAGCACGUUCAGAGUCACGGCAGCCCGAGCGGUGAGGGCUACUUCCGACACGCCCUGUUCCGUCCAGUCAAGCAAGAGACCGUUAAACAGUCCCAAGGUCUGCGUAUGCAUGGCCACACCGACUUUGGAACUACCACCCUGCUCUUCUCGGUACCCGUGUCGUGUCUCCAGAUCUGGGGCGAUGACGAGACGUGGCACUACGUUCCUUACAAGCCUGGAGCCCUCGUUAUCAACAUUGGCGAGACGCUGGAGAUUGUGUCGGGUGGGCACUUUAAGGCCACUCGUCACCGCGUCUACAAGCCCCCUGCCGACCAGGCGGAGCUUGAGCGUCUCUCGCUCGUCCUGUUCAACAGCAGUCUUGGUGAUCUUCAGAUGACACCCGCCAUCGAAUCUCCUCUGAUCCAGCGUGAGGGAUGCGUCGAGUACCAGGGCGUGUACAAGGAGUUUAAGAAAGUCAUGGACAGCGGCCUGAGCCCGCCGACAAACAAGGAAUGGCGCGAGAUUCAAAUUGCCAACGCCACGGACCCAACCGACACUGUGCGCAACCGUAUUGGUGCCGACCAAGUGCUUAUCGGUGGCAAACUCAUGAACCAGCGCGACUUUAUGGGUGUCAAGGUUGUCCUGCCCGUGUAA